CCUCCCGCCCUUGACCCGAAGAGAAAAAAAAAACAUCCUUGACCGGACCUCCCAAUUCCUCUUCUCGCAACUCCAUCACCGCAUUUGCAUCAGCAUCAGCAUAAUAGCCCGUCUUCUUUCUGAAGCCAUCGCCAGCCCCCGUUCUUGGAGUUUGCUCAGCCGUGGUCUUUGUGCCCUUUUUCAUCUCUUAAUCAUUUUUCGUGAUACCCUUGUGAAUUUGUUUGUCAGCCAAAACAACUUCGAAAAUGCGAUCCUCCGCCAUCUUCGUCGCCAUCGCCGCCACUGCGGUCUCGGCCCAGGGAACUGUUCCGACCUACAAGAGCUCUCUGAACAUGACCAUUGACCCCAACACUGUUGCCCAGCAGCAGCGAGCUGUUUGGUGCCAGGGCCAGACCAACACUUGCCAGGUCCUUUGCGACAAUAACACUGACCAAAAUGACUGCAACCAGGCUCAACUGACCUUUGACUGCACAUGCGCUUCCAACAACUCGGCCCCUGGUCUCCAGUACUACACCCAGACCCUGCCCACCUUCAUCUGCCAGCAGCUCUUCUCCAGCUGCAUCCAGUCCAACGCUGGCAACGCGGAUGGCCAGGACGAGUGCAAGAGCAAGAUCCAGAAGCUUUGCGCCACCCAAAACCCUCCCACCAUCGCUGAGAUCAGCAAACAGGCCGAGGCUUCCACUGCUGCUGCCACGACCGCUUCCACCUCUUCUGCUGGCCACGCCUCCACCACCUCUGCCGAGCAGUCUGCUAGCAGCUCUGCCUCGUCGACGUCCUCAAAGGGCGCCGCUGCCGCCACCAUGGCCCCUGCAGGAGCUGGUGUUUUUGCCAUGGCCGCCGCUGGUCUGGCCGCUUACGCCCUCUAGAUGAGCUGAGCGAUUCAGUCUGAGCUGCUGGUAAUGUCUGGCGACCCAGCCCGUGGUAAUGGUGCGUGCUCUAGGAAGGGAAGAAAAGGGGCACUGGGUCAAUGCUUGGACGAGGGGCCUCGCUUCUCCAUAAACCACUUUGUUAUCUAGUACACUUUGUUUGUUUGAUAUCACCACCCCCCCUUUAACGAAACCCAAGACGACGAAUAUGAUCGAGGGCAUAAUGAUGGUUGCGUGUUUUUUUUUCACCCCUUCGAGUUCUACUUUUCGCGUUUACCAAGGUCAUAUGUCGUGGUUAUGCCUGCCACUCGGCCGACUUUACAUUUAAUCUGUUGAAGGCGCAGUUAGGGUAGUAGCCGCGCCGACUCGGAGGGGAGGAGUCUUUUUUGAGCUUUAUUCACAUGGCAGAGGCGAAGGGGAGUAGGACAGUUGUUUUAAGGCAUACAAAAUGCAAAAAGUCGUUUGACAAAAGAUGAAAUGUGCACACUUAAUGAUUAUCUCGUCAUAUCGUAUGGUUCAACGCCAUUGAAAGCUGAUUGUCUAGGUCCAUCGAAUCUUUCAAGUAGCUGAUAGGACACUACCCAGUCGAGUUUUUGAGGUGCUUGCAGGCUCGACUGCUGCACAAGUUCUGCUUUAGACAGCAUUCUGACCAGAGUAAAAUACAUGCUGAGGCAGACUCCCAAUGAGUACUGGGAAAUCAGCUGCAUCGCUCAUGGGUUGCGCACUUCUUCCCUUGGUCCAUUUUCUUU
Molecule: messenger RNA, 1615 nt
Organism: Trichoderma atroviride IMI 206040
Lineage: Eukaryota; Fungi; Ascomycota; Sordariomycetes; Hypocreales; Hypocreaceae
Source: RefSeq, a predicted model, not a curated record